CUCCGGCCCGGCUAGCGCUACGGGCACCUGUUUCCGGGCGGGCCUCCAGAGGCCGGCGCACAAGAUGGCGGCCUUGGCGGCCUAGAGAAGGCGGCCGCGGCUCGGCCGUGGGCUCUAGCGCGGGGCUGGAGGCCGGAGACAGACUUCGCCCAGGUGACGGGUAGUAGGGGCGGCGACGUCAGGUCUCGUGGGGUGCAACACCCGUUUGCUGCUGCCCCCGGACCCUGCCGCCACACCAGUCCUGCCUCCGGACGGAACCGAAAGAAGGUCAGGCCCGGCUGCUCCGCCCCGUCCUUCCUUCCUCCGGGGCGGUCACUGUGCGUGGCUCACUUAAGAGUUUACUUUAACCACGUGGAGCGCCCAUGGCAGCCUCUCAGGUCCUGGGGGAGAAGAUUAACAUCCUGUCGGGAGAGACUGUCAAGGCUGGAGACAGGGACCCCCUGGGGAACUACUGUCCCGAGCAAGAUAGGCUCCCCCAGCGCUCCUGGAGGCAGAAGUGCGCCUCCUACGUGUUGGCCUUGAGGCCCUGGAGCUUCAGUGCCUCACUCACGCCGGUGGCCCUGGGCAGUGCCCUGGCCUACAGAUCCCACGGUGUCCUGGAUCCCAGGCUCUUGGUGGGUUGUGCCGUGGCUGUCCUGGCUGUGCACGGGGCCGGUAAUUUGGUCAACACUUACUAUGACUUUUCUAAGGGCAUUGACCACAAAAAGAGUGAUGACAGGACACUUGUGGAUCGAAUCUUGGAGCCCCAGGAUGUCGUACGGUUCGGAGUCUUCCUCUACACGUUGGGCUGCUUCUGUGCCGCUUGCCUCUACUACCUGUCCUCUCUGAAACUGGAACACUUGGCCCUCAUCUACUUUGGAGGCCUGUCUGGCUCCUUUCUCUACACAGGAGGAAUUGGAUUCAAAUACGUGGCUCUGGGAGACCUCAUCAUCCUCAUCACUUUUGGCCCGCUGGCUGUGAUGUUCGCCUACGCCAUCCAGGUGGGGUCCCUGGCCAUCUUCCCACUGGUCUAUGCCAUCCCCCUUGCCCUUAGCACCGAGGCCAUUCUGCAUUCCAACAACACCAGGGACAUGGAUUCCGACCGGGAGGCUGGCAUCGUCACACUGGCCAUCCUCAUCGGCCCCACGUUCUCCUACAUUCUCUACAACACGCUUCUUUUCCUGCCCUACCUGGUCUUCAGCAUCCUGGCCACGCACUGCAGCAUCAGCCUGGCGCUCCCCCUGCUCACCAUUCCCAUGGCCUUCUCCCUUGAGAGACAAUUCCGAAGCCAGGCCUUCAACAAACUGCCCCAGAGGACUGCCAAGCUCAACCUCUUGCUGGGACUUUUCUACGUGUUUGGCAUCAUUCUGGCACCAGCAGGCAGUCUGCCCAAACUUUAAGGGGACCAGUGGCUCCCCCCACAACAUAUCCCCGUUUCUUAGAAUGUAUUGAAGUCAGAGUCUCCGAGGAAGGAAUGUGAUUUGGCAGUCAGGGUACUAAGCAUGGUGGGAACUCCCACCUUUUAAAAAUUGUUUUUGUGUUCUAAAAGAUAAUAUGUUGUUUUUCUGUUUGUUUUGUUUUUUUCCAUUUUAUGGGAAAUUUAAAAAUCAUUCUUGUAUUAGAAGGUGAAUUGGACGCAUGGUCCUUGUUUUAUUAAUAAUUUCCACUAGAGGGUGUUCUCAGGUCACUUUGCAGUGAAGUUCCUCUUUGUUUAGUACAAAAUGUCCCCAGACUUUGUAAAGGAGCUGCCCAGUUUGGCCUUCUCCCCCAAAAAGGCCCUAAUAACUAGGCAGAGUGUCGUCCUGCUUUCUUGGUCUUGUAUGAUGUGGUGUGAUUGGUGUCAGGCACACUACCACAGGGGCUACCUGUCUCUCAUUCUUAGCACCCGUGUCUUGCGGCAUGCUGCCUAAGAGAGAGUCCCUCAUUAACAGCCUGUGUGGCUGUCAGCUUUUUGCCUACAUUGCAAUUCAGGUCUUUUGUUCCGCUCUCCUUUCACUUAUUGCCACAGUUGAGGAAAAGUGUCAGAUUACCCUGCAGCAAGACAGUCAAGCCCAGGACUGGGAAGAAAAAAGACCACCCUGGAGGCAAUGGAGAAAAUCACUGCUUUUGGAUAGAAAUCAGUAGGGUGGCUGUUUUCCCUUUGUUGAAUCUACCAGAGUGACAGGAAGGACUCCCAGCCCUUUGAGUAACUAUCAGGAGCCCCGAAACAGUAGAGGCACUGCCAUCCUUGUGGGAUACUGAAAGCCCAGAGGGCUUUUCCCUCCGGAUUGCAUCUUCUAAUGUUCUCCACGCCCACCCUCCACCUCUCCACCUCUGUGAUGUUCCCAUUUGUGUAUUUCCCAUCUGUGGAGCCAGACUAUUUGAGCAACAGCUUAGCAGCCAGUCAGGGACAGCUGCCACUUUCCACAGAGCCACAGGAUAGGCGACGCAGGGAUCCAGUGAAUGACUAGCCAAUGGAUAAGCAAGUCCUGACCUCUGUUCAGCCAGAGUGACGGGCCCUGCCAGUGAAGGGACUGUGUCUUCAUCCCUGAAGACAUGUGCAGUAUUGACCCUGCCUGUCCCGGGGACUUUGUGGAAAGAUAGUUGAGGGCUUCAGUGAGGUCACACCCAGAGUGGGGCAGUUCCAGCAUUUAUCCUGGCUGCGUGUCAUUGCAUUGCCUGUGAAGUGUAAUUACUAGGCCAGAAUUGCUCAGUCGCAUUUGAUCCAGGACUAAAAUAGAUUGAAAACAGUCAUCAUUGUUUUUUCUUGUGAUUAUAGCCAUUCUUGUAGGUAUUUCAAGGUCUUGGCCUGCAGAAAAUAAUGUAAGAACUAGUUCUUAAUUUUUCAGAUCCAAGCUGAUUAUGAUGUGGAACCUCGAGUUCGAAUUGAUUGACUUACUUGGAAAAAAAAUGUGUUUGAAAAUUGCAAAAGUGGGAGGCUGAGGCAGGAGAAUUGCUUGAACCUAGGAGGCGGAGGUUGUGGUGAGCCGAGAUCGCGCCAUUGCACUCCAGCCUGGGUGACAAGAGCGAAACUCUGUCUCAAAAAAAAAAAAAAAAAAAAAAAAAAAGAAAAAGAAAAUGGCAAAAGUUCCUCUAAAGUUAAAUCAAAGGUGGUUUGUCUAGCAGAGAGCCAGAAUCUUCUGGUAGUGGGUAGAGUCCAGGGAUAAGGGAAAGAAAGAUGACCCUUCUCCCCAUCCUUCCCAGCACCAUUUUCGUUUCACACCAGGCUUGUGGCUUUUUGGUGCUCACAGGGGUUUUGCCUUCUGACCUCUCCUUAGAGUAGGCCACUCUCAUGCAGGGCAUACCCUGAAGCUGGAGGACCAAGGGCUCCCUGCGUCCACGCACCACGUAUGCCUUGGUGGUCACUCCCAUCCAGGCUUCCAGCUCUGCACUGUGCCCUGGUGUGGAUUUUAAUGCAUAUUUUUAUAUAUAAAUGUUCCCAAAGGCCAAAUUUGGUGCCAGGUUUUAUAUGCAGGUCACCGUAAUUUAUAUUAUGUCCCCUGCGUCAAUGAAGGUUUUCUUUAGACUUCUUAAUUAAAAAAAGAAGGAAGAAAGUGUUCA
This is a messenger RNA of Sapajus apella (tufted capuchin), 3519 nucleotides long. It is a transcript of the gene UBIAD1, whose product is annotated as UbiA prenyltransferase domain containing 1. Gene Ontology annotation, molecular function: prenyltransferase activity. Bases 363 to 1379 code for a protein of 338 amino acids. Lineage: Eukaryota; Metazoa; Chordata; Mammalia; Primates; Cebidae. Gene Ontology annotation, cellular component: endoplasmic reticulum; Golgi membrane. The record is from RefSeq and is a predicted model, not a curated record. The transcript has 2 exons. Gene Ontology annotation, biological process: menaquinone biosynthetic process; vitamin K biosynthetic process.